AUGAUGAAAAUCAUCAGAACCAGCUUAGUUCAGAUGCAAGUUGGUGCAGACCGCCUUAAAAAUUUGGAAAAUGCAGCCAAACUCAUUGCAGAUGCCAAAAAACUAGGAGCCCAAUUGGUGGCCCUUCCUGAAUGCUUCAACUCACCGUAUGGAACAAACUUUUUCCAUGAAUAUGCUGAAACAAUCCCGAACGGGCCAACUUCUAAUAUGUUAUCUGAAGCUGCUAGAGAAAAUUCGGUAUAUUUAGUAGGCGGUACAUUUCCAGAGAUAGAAAACAACAAAUAUUACAACACCUGUACCGUUUGGAAUCCGCAUGGAAAGCUAAUUGCCAAAUUUAAAAAAAUGCAUUUAUUUGAUAUUGAUAUUCCUGGAAAAAUAACAUUUAAAGAGUCCGAUAUUUUGAGCCCUGGUAGUGACUUGGUGACAUUUGAUGUGGAGGGUGUGAAAGUAGGACUAGGAAUAUGCUAUGAUUUGAGGUUUGAAGAACUAGCAAAACUGUAUAGAUUGCAAGGAUGCAAAGUUCUAAUUUUCCCAGCUGCCUUCAAUAUGACCACCGGACCCAUUCAUUUUGAGCUACUCCAGAGAGCAAGGGCUGUGGAUAACCAACUUUUCGUUUGCGCUAUCAGCCCUGCACGCAAUGAAUCUGGAUACAUUGCGUGGGGGCAUUCCCAGAUCACGAGUCCUUGGGGGAAAGUGAUGGUUCAAGCAAAAGACAAAGAAGAAAUCAUACAAGCCGAUAUCGAUUUAACUGAGUGUGAUGAUGUCAGACGACAAAUUCCGAUUUUUUACCAAAGGAGAAUUGAUCUUUAUGAUACUAUUAAGAAAAAAUAG
Messenger RNA from Phaedon cochleariae (mustard beetle), 831 nucleotides. Lineage: Eukaryota; Metazoa; Arthropoda; Insecta; Coleoptera; Chrysomelidae. The record is from the annotation of a GenBank genome assembly.